Messenger RNA from Neltuma alba, 897 nucleotides. RefSeq names its product TMV resistance protein N-like. Gene Ontology annotation, biological process: defense response; signal transduction. The coding region runs from base 1 to 897 and encodes 298 amino acids. The record is from RefSeq and is a predicted model, not a curated record. The transcript has 3 exons. Lineage: Eukaryota; Viridiplantae; Streptophyta; Magnoliopsida; Fabales; Fabaceae. Gene Ontology annotation, molecular function: ADP binding.
AUGGAUGCAACCUUUUCUUUAACGCUUAUAGAAGCUAUCUUGAUUUUGCUGGCUAUAGCAAUUUCUAAGGCUAUCAGAUUAAUCUCUCCGCUUCCUGAUAGUUGUAAAGAUGCUGUUGAUUCGAUUCCCACGGUUUCUUCUCCUUCUAAUAUCAUUGUUGCUCCUUCUGCGACCAAAUAUGACGUCUUUCUUAGCUUUAGAGGGGAAGAUACUCGUGACGCUUUCUCAAGUUAUCUCUAUGAAGCACUUCGCGAAGCUAACAUUCAUACUUUUAUGGAUCACAAGCUCCACAAAGGAGAUCAUAUCUCAUCUAUUCUCUUGAAAACAAUAGAAGAAUCAGAGAUAUCUUUGAUUAUUUUCUCCAAAGAUUAUGCUUCUUCAACUUGGUGUAUGGAUGAGCUCUUUCAUAUUAUGAAAUGUAAGGAUAAAUACGGAAGGCUUGUCAUCCCAAUUUUCUUCCAGGUAGAUCCAUCAAAUAUUCGCAAACAGAAUGGGAGUUUUGGAGAUGGGUUUGCUAAGCUCAAGCAGAGAUUUAAGCACAACCAAGAAAGAGUGCAGAAGUGGGAAAAUGCUUUGAUCAAAGUAGCAAGUCUAUUUGGGUGGGAUUCAAAAAAUAUCAGGCCUGAAGCUAAACUUGUCAAAAAGAUUGUCAAAGAUAUUUUGAGCAAAUUGAAUCGCAAGUCGUCCUUUCAUGUGGAAGGACUAGUUGGAAUUGAUCAUCAGAUUCAGGAAGUUGAAGAGCUACUGAGUGAAGCUCACAUUGUGGGAAUAUGGGGUAUGGGUGGUAUAGGCAAGACCACUCUUGCUAGUGCCGUAUUUGAGAGGUUGAGAGCAGAGUUUGAAGCUUCCUGCUUUGUUGAAGAUGUAAGAAACUGCUGGAAAAGAAUGGUGGCUUGA